Molecule: messenger RNA, 769 nt
Organism: Topomyia yanbarensis
Lineage: Eukaryota; Metazoa; Arthropoda; Insecta; Diptera; Culicidae
Exons: 4
Coding region: 89-643 (184 amino acids)
Source: RefSeq, a predicted model, not a curated record
UCUUGAUGGAUUUCAGUUUUGCGGAAGCUGUCGUGCUAGUUGGAUCGGAUUUGUUUGCGGUGCAAAAGUUACUAAAAAUCAGUGCAAUAUGGUGCAAAUAGUUAGGCUGGCGGGAAACAGCAGAUGUCUGUCGGGAAAAGUGAUUGCUUUUCUUCUACUGGCCAUCGUUGGGGUUGCGUUUGCAUGCAACGGUGGCUACAAACUCAAAGUGCGCAAGGUGCAGAACUGCGCCGGUUCCGAUGCGGUCAUCACGGCCAGCGAGAACUACACGGUGGUGCUGACGAAGAACUGCGACAUCAAAUCCCGCGGUUGCGUUCAGUUCAAAUCGUUCAAAACGGCCGUUGCCAAAUACAAGAUCCGCAAAGAUGGCGUCCAGAUAUUGCAGGGCAACAUGAACCUAUGUGACACGAUUAAAACCGGCAGUCGGCAUGCGGAUGUUGGUCCGAUAAUGAGAACGUUCAAACUGCCGGAGAAGUGCCCGGUGGAGGAGGGUUCACUCUGCACGGAUCCGACACAGGUGGUGAAUAUCGCGCCGUUUGCACAGUUCCUCACCCUGGUACGGGGCACAAUUGAUGUCGAGACUGAGAUCCAGCACGACACGGGUAGAAGUUGCUUCCAAGUCAGGUUUGAUGUCACAAAGUGAUCGGACGAGUUACGUGAACGGAAUCAAUUACAAAUAAUAUAGACAUGUGUACCUAAUGAAUUGUGGAUAGCGGGUGUUAAUAAAUAUGCAUUGUUACCUCAUUUACCCGGGAACGAUUGAAUGGUA